Messenger RNA from Solenopsis invicta (red fire ant), 1762 nucleotides. Its product is annotated as soluble calcium-activated nucleotidase 1. Gene Ontology annotation, biological process: proteoglycan biosynthetic process. Gene Ontology annotation, molecular function: calcium ion binding; GDP phosphatase activity; UDP phosphatase activity. Lineage: Eukaryota; Metazoa; Arthropoda; Insecta; Hymenoptera; Formicidae. The record is from RefSeq and is a predicted model, not a curated record.
AUGCUGCUGUCACUGCCUCGCGGAAAUGGCGCGUUUAGGUUAGGUUUAGAGCCGUCGUUAAAUAUCGACGAGCCGGUACAUGCCACGACUGUGAUAGAACCCGCAGCGCGGAUGAGGAACGGCAGUAAGGAAACCAUGUCGUAUUUACGUGAUUGGCGGCAGGCGUUGCGCGCACCGCACGUCUACCGGGUGGCAAACAGCAGCUUUCGUAUCCAGGGCUACUUCCUGAUGUUGGUCCUUCUGCUUCUGAGCGUACCGAUCGUCUUCCUCGCCUAUCCGCUGCUGCAUGGCUUCAUGUGCUCGCCGCCGAGUCAGACUCUUUCCCAGUGCCGCUAUUACAAGUACAACCGAACGUACCCUACCUCAACGCCCAUCAAAACCUCCAAGGGCAUUACCUACCGGAUAGCGAUAGUGAGUGACCUUGAUCAUGAUUCCAAGCUUGCAGACAAGAAGGACAUGUGGCAUAGUCUUAUGAGAACCGGCAGCCUCUACUGGAAUUCAAAUAACAAUUUUCUAUCUGUUAUCUGGGACGACAGAACUAUUGUACUGUCUUCGUCAUUGGCUAUGAAGGGACGAGGAAUGGAGCUAUCAGAAUUAGUGACUUUUGAUGGCCGUCUAUUAGCCUUUGAUGAUCGUACAGGAAUGAUAUAUUUCACUGAGGGCGAUCAAGUUUAUCCAUGGGUUAUUUUAAUGGAUGGCAAUGGUAAAAAUCAUAAAGGAUUUAAAUCCGAAUGGGCGACUAUCAAAGAUGAACAACUGUACAUUGGCAGUAUGGGAAAGGAAUGGACUACACCAUCUGGUGAAUUUGAACAUAACAAUCCAUUAUGGGUUAAAGUAGUGUCACCACGUGGCGAGACACAUUCUCUCAAUUGGAUCUCAUACUACAAACGAUUAAGGCAAGCGCUUAACAUCGAAUAUCCAGGUUAUAUGAUACAUGAAUCCGGAGCUUGGAGCGAUAUACAUAAAAGCUGGUUCUUUUUGCCUAGAAGAUGCUCUCAUGAGCGUUAUAAUGAAACACGUGAUGAAACGAUGAGUUGCAAUGUCAUGUUGACUGCGGAUGAAAACUUUGUUGAUAUUAAAGUUACUCAUGUUGGAGAUAUAAAUCCAAUCAGAGGAUUUUCCAGUUUUAAAUUCAUUCCUGGUUCACAAGAUUCUAUUAUAAUAGCUUUGAAAACAGAAGAACAUCAAGGGCGGACCGCUACAUAUAUUAUGGCCUUUACGAUAGAAGGAACGAUAAUAAUGCCCGAAACUAAAAUAAUGGAUAAAAAAUUUGAAGGACUAGAAUUUAUAUGACAUUUAGAAGCAAUUUUUAAAGUUAAGUAUUUAAUGAAAAUUUGUAAAUAAGUGUACAGAAUACAUAGACCGGUAUUCAUAGUCAAUUCUUAUAUUUAAGAUUGUUUCAAGCACUGUCUUAAAAUGUCAAAUAAUCACAGAGCUGCAUUAGCAUCUUAAGACAUUACUAGAAGAUCUUGAAAUAUGAUUUGAUUAUAAAUAUCAGUCAUAGUCUUAAAUUUCUACAACGAGAUAAAAUUACUCGAAGUUAAACAAUGUGACUAAGGCCGUUCCUUUGUAUGAUCAGUAUUGUUACAUUCGAAGCGCCAGAGUACAAAUUUUAUUCUCAUUGACAUGAAAUGUUCACAAGUGUAUACCGGAUGAUAGUUGUAAAUACGUAUGUAUAUACGCGCGAAUGCUCGAAACUGGUCUAUACCCUUUACACACUGCUAUUGUUUCAUAAAUAAAUUUACGAUUGUGUUCAAAAAUA